UACUAAUUUCCAACACACCGCCCAAUAUUCAUAUUCAUAACAUUAAUAAAAUAAACUCUUCUUCUGUUUUCUCUAUAAAUACAAACACAAAACUUAACCAAAGAAAAGAAGAGUGCUAGAAAGUAGAAAGCAAUUAGAAGAGCAGGGGCGAUUUGAAAACUAAGAACACGUAUAUUAGGCAUGGCAAGGAACUUGGUGUUGGUGGUUGCAAUAGUAGCCACGCUUCUCCAUGGCUCAGCAGCUACAAGUCACGUGGUCGGAGACUCCACUGGAUGGACCAUCCCCUCCGGCGGCGCCUCCACCUACACCAGUUGGGCUUCUAAACAAACCUUCAAGCAAGGAGACACCCUUGUGUUCAAUUUCGCCAACGGUCAACACGACGUUGCAAAGGUGACAAAAUCAGCAUACGAUGCAUGCAACGGUACAAAUGCCAUUACCACCGUAACAACCAGCCCAGCCACCAUCACGCUCAACCAGACUGGCGAGCAUUACUUCAUAUGCGCCUUUACUGGUCACUGCGCCGCCGGUCAGAAGCUCGCAGUUAACGUCACCAAGGCUUCUUCUCCUUCCCCUGCUCCUCAGCCUAGCUCUUCACCCAAGGCGGCUAGCCCUACCCCUGCCCCAAAAUCAAGCUCCCCUGCCCCCACUCCGGCUUCCGCUCCAGCUUCCGCUCCGGUGACUUACACCGUUGGAGGCAGCUCAGGAUGGAUCAUUCCUACUAACGGCGGCGCUUCUUUCUACACUUCUUGGGCUUCCGGCAAGACCUUCAAAGUUGGAGACAUUCUAGUGUUCAACUUCGCAAAGAACCAACACAACGUGGAGGAGGUAACAAAGAACAACUACGAUGCAUGCGGUACGAGUUCUCCGAUCGCAACCUACAACGCUUCACCGGUCAGAGUCACCCUUAACAAGACCGGUGAACACUACUUCAUCUGUGGAUUUUCCGGCCACUGUGCCGCUGGUCAGAAGCUUGCCAUCAACGUUACCGGUGGCACUGGCAGCACCCCCUCUUCUCCUUCCCCCUCCCCCUCCCCCUCCGGCUCCGAGACUCCUUCGCCGGGUUCUUCACCAUCCAACCCUUCUUCUCCCUCUCCGGCAGGUAGUUCCGGUGGUAGCACUAGCCCACCACCAAAGGACUCCGGUGCUUCGUCUCUCAAAGCUUUCGGGUUCUCUGCCACUCUGAUCUCACUAGUUGCUGCAGCAUUUUUCUGUUAGAGAUGAUGAAGAACAGAGAUUGAUGUUAUCGUUAUAGUUCCGAAUUCUGAUUGUUUUUGUUCUCUCAUCGUGUUUCAUAGAUUCAGUUCUUUUUCUUUUUUUGCAGUUAGAGCAUUUUACAAUAAAGUUAGCUUUCCAUUCAUUGCUGGCUACAGUUUUUGAUUGAGUGAGAGAGAGUGAUUAUUGUUAAUCACACUUAGUAAAUAUCACUGUAUUUUUGUGUUAUCAUAUUUAUUUUGAUUAUAUUCUUUAUGGGA
Messenger RNA from Arachis stenosperma, 1472 nucleotides. Its product is annotated as blue copper protein-like. Bases 181 to 1215 code for a protein of 344 amino acids. The transcript has 3 exons. The record is from RefSeq and is a predicted model, not a curated record. Gene Ontology annotation, molecular function: electron transfer activity. Lineage: Eukaryota; Viridiplantae; Streptophyta; Magnoliopsida; Fabales; Fabaceae. Gene Ontology annotation, cellular component: plasma membrane.